Molecule: messenger RNA, 3423 nt
Organism: Mastomys coucha (southern multimammate mouse)
Lineage: Eukaryota; Metazoa; Chordata; Mammalia; Rodentia; Muridae
Gene: Asic4
Product: acid sensing ion channel subunit family member 4
Biological process (GO): sodium ion transmembrane transport
Cellular component (GO): membrane
Molecular function (GO): ligand-gated sodium channel activity
Source: RefSeq, a predicted model, not a curated record
UGGCUCAUCCAGAUCCCUUCCUUUUCCCCAAGCGUGGUCAUAACAAGGGAUUUGGAGACCAAAAGACCUGUAAAGUAGCUACAGAUGAGCAAGCCAGCCAGGGUGGCCUCUGCUUCGGUCACAAGAAUGACUGGACCUGGGACUGGGGGCAAAGUCAGAAAAAGGGAGCCAGGGUUCCUCCUGGAGGGGGUAGGGGUGCAGUGGAUGUUGAAGUCAGCAGCAAGGCUCUAGGAAAGGGGAGUCUGAGGGAAGCUACAGUUGUCUCUUCAUCUCUCUUGCCUGCCCUCCCCUUCCUUCCCUCCCUCAUUCAAACAAGUGGCUCUCACAAGGAGUUGCUGAAGCUGCUUUGAGUGGGGCAGUGAGAUCCGCCGACCGAAGGCUAGAGUAAGGAGUCAAGGAAGCCAAAGAGGUGGAGUUGAUUGACCCUUUGUGAGGUGUGGUCCAGAAAAAGUGGCGAGGAAUGGGCUGAGCGCUCUGAGCUUAGCACCAUUCCCUGUUCCCUGGUUAGCUGGAGACUGGGCUAUCCGUGGCCCCCACACUUGACUAAGGCACAGCGAGAGAGUUUCCGAAGCACCCCUGAUCCUGGAAUCUCCAUCCUGGGCUGGGGUAGGGUGGGGCUUUUCCCUCCCUAGCCUGGCUCCUGCCUCCCGUGCCAGUGCCCGACGGUGAAACGCUGUUGACAUGUCCUGAAUUAUUAAGCACGGGGUGGGCUCCAGAGCACAUGCUGAGCGGAGCGGCUGGGGCUGCGCGGCGUGGUGGAGCAGCGCUUGCUCCCUCGCUCACUCGCUUGCUCGCAGGGACACACGCAGGGGCUGACAGCUGUGCGGGUGCUGAUAAGGGAAGCCACAAGGAGACGAUCGAGGAGAGAGACAAGCGGCAGCAGAGGCAGCAGCGGCAGAGGCAGCGCCGGGGCUGCGGAGCUGCUGGGAGUGGGAGUGACGCCCCCACCUCGGGCCCCCACCCUGUCCCCAUCCUUCUCCUGGUUGCCCUGAGUUUAGAAGAGCAGCCGCUGCCACCAUCACCACUCCGGAGGGCACCAGGGCUGCUGUCCAGGGAGGGACAGAGCAGUGAGGCUCUGGCCAGUCCCAGCAGCCGGGGACAGAUGCCGAUCGAGAUUGUGUGCAAAAUCAAAUUUGCUGAGGAGGAUGCAAAACCCAAGGAGAAGGAGGCAGGGGAUGAGCAGAGCCUCCUGGGAGCUGCUCAGGGGCCAGCAGCCCCUCGGGACCUGGCCACCUUUGCCAGUACCAGCACUCUGCAUGGGCUGGGCCGGGCCUGUGGCCCUGGUCCCCAUGGACUGCGCAGAACCCUGUGGGCACUGGCCCUACUCACCUGCCUGGCUGCCUUCCUGUACCAGGCAGCCAGCCUGGCCAGGGGCUACCUGACCCGGCCUCACCUGGUAGCCAUGGACCCUGCUGCCCCAGCCCCAGUGGCGGGUUUUCCGGCUGUCACCCUCUGCAAUAUCAACCGCUUCCGGCACUCGGCACUCAGCGAUGCUGAUAUCUUCCACCUGGCCAAUCUGACAGGGCUGCCCCCCAAAGACCGGGAUGGGCACCGAGCAGCUGGCCUUCGCUACCCAGAGCCUGACAUGGUAGACAUCCUCAACCGCACUGGCCACCAGCUUGCUGACAUGCUCAAGAGCUGCAACUUCAGUGGGCACCACUGUUCCGCCAGCAACUUCUCUGUGGUCUAUACUCGCUAUGGCAAGUGUUACACCUUCAAUGCAGAUCCUCAGAGUUCACUGCCCAGCAGGGCAGGUGGCAUGGGUAGUGGCCUGGAGAUCAUGCUAGACAUCCAGCAGGAGGAAUACCUACCCAUAUGGAGGGAGACAAAUGAGACGUCAUUUGAGGCAGGGAUCCGGGUGCAGAUCCACAGCCAGGAGGAGCCUCCCUACAUCCACCAGCUGGGGUUCGGUGUGUCCCCAGGCUUCCAGACUUUUGUGUCCUGCCAGGAACAGCGGCUAACUUAUCUGCCCCAGCCUUGGGGCAACUGCCGGGCGGAAAGCGAGCUCAGGGAGCCUGAGCUUCAGGGCUACUCAGCCUAUAGUGUGUCUGCCUGCCGACUGCGCUGUGAGAAGGAGGCCGUGCUUCAGCGCUGCCACUGCCGGAUGGUGCACAUGCCAGGCAAUGAGACCAUCUGCCCGCCAAAUAUCUACAUUGAAUGUGCCGACCACACACUGGACUCCCUGGGUGGGGGCUCUGAGGGCCCGUGCUUCUGCCCCACACCCUGCAACCUGACUCGUUAUGGCAAAGAGAUCUCCAUGGUCAAGAUCCCCAACAGGGGCUCAGCCAGGUACCUGGCGAGGAAGUACAACCGCAACGAGACCUACAUACGGGAGAACUUCUUGGUCCUGGAUGUUUUUUUCGAGGCCCUAACUUCUGAAGCCAUGGAACAGCGAGCUGCCUAUGGCCUGUCAGCCCUGCUGGGGGACCUUGGGGGACAGAUGGGUCUGUUCAUUGGGGCUAGCAUCCUCACCUUGCUAGAGAUCCUUGACUACAUCUAUGAGGUCUCCUGGGAUCGGCUCAAGAGGGUGUGGCGAAGGCCCAAGACCCCACUGCGGACAUCCACUGGGGGCAUCUCCACUUUGGGGCUACAGGAACUGAAGGAACAGAGUCCCUGUCCAAGCCGGGGCCGUGCUGAGGGUGGGGGGGCUAGCAGCCUGCUUCCCAAUCAUCACCACCCCCACGGGCCUCCAGGAAGCCUCUUUGAAGACUUUGCUUGCUAGGAUGGUGCUGUGUGGGGAAAGUACCCAUGAAACUGGGACUCUACGAAGACCCCACACAUCUCCUACUCCUGGGACAGAAGGUCUGGGGCAGCCCAGGGCUAAGGGAAAGGGCGGUGCUCACUGAGAGGCCAGGACUAGGGUCCUGCUCUCCCUAACCCAGGCUCAGCUGCCUUACACAAGGGUCCUUCUUGUCUACACUCCCUGCUCCCAAGCAGGUGUCCAGGAAGGGCUGGAGACCAGACUAGAGGUCCCUGAGGAGGGGAGGGAGGAAGAGAGGGGAGGGUGGAACCCUGGCAGAGCCCCUCUGUACAUUUGUAUAUAGUUAGGGACUGGGUGGGGGUGGGACACAGACAGAGAAGGGUGGGGCUGCAGGGGAGGGUGACAUAGGAUAGUCAGGGUCCCAGCCCUAAUGGCAGCAGGCCACUCCGUGGGACCCAGGCAUGCUGGGCUGGUUUGAGUUCCCUCUUUCCAGGCCCAGCCCCCUCUUGGCAGGGGGAAUGGGUGGCCCAGCAGGCCUGGUCCAGCUCCCUGUUCCCCCCGUAGCAGCCCCACCACAAGUCCCCUUCAUGGGGAGUGGGUGGAAAGACCUUUCUGACCUUGGCUGAGCUUAGGGGGAGGGGGAGUGGCCUUCUUAGGCCCUGCCCCCUAGAGACUGGUUUUACAAAGUGCUGGUGAAAUUGGGAAUAAAGAGGCACAAAGAA